AUGCCGGUGAUCCAGUCCUUCUUCAAGAGAGUUCUCAGCCUUCCGUCUCCUGUACUAUGGCAGGUGCGCCAUCGCUCUGAGCUAGCGCCCCGUAAGGUCAAAUACAGGAAAGCUCAUAAGGGCCGUGUCAUCCUUCCCACUGGUGGCUCAACCAAGGGGACCACCCUCCAAUUCGGAGAUUAUGGCAUCCGCAUAGUUGGUGAUGAAGGUGGGCGCAUUACCGCCAAACAACUCCAAAGCGCCGAUAAUGCUUUGAAGCGGAAGCUGAAAGUGGUCAAAGGCUCAAAUGUUUGGAUGCGUGUCUUUCCUGAUAUACCAGUCUGUGUGAAGGGAAAUGAGACGCGCAUGGGCAAGGGAAAAGGGAGCUUUGAAUAUUGGGCAUGCAGGCAUGUCACUGUUCCGGUUAUUUUCGAAGUAGGAGGAGGGGGUUUGCGAGAGGAGAUAGCACGAGAAGCCCUCAAACUGGCCGCUGUUAGGUUGCCUUUCAGAACGGAAUUUAUCACACCCGCGUCCCCGCCUAGACUUGGGAAUCUACUGGUUCCUCUCCCGACGCCUUCCACUGAAUCUUCGUUUUCACUUGUAAAUGUCCCAACCGAUAAUGCCUCAUAA
Molecule: messenger RNA, 609 nt
Organism: Cantharellus anzutake
Lineage: Eukaryota; Fungi; Basidiomycota; Agaricomycetes; Cantharellales; Hydnaceae
Product: mitochondrial ribosomal protein L16
Exons: 4
Coding region: 1-609 (202 amino acids)
Biological process (GO): mitochondrial translation
Cellular component (GO): mitochondrial large ribosomal subunit; ribosome
Molecular function (GO): structural constituent of ribosome; rRNA binding
Source: RefSeq, a predicted model, not a curated record